Cryphonectria parasitica EP155 is the source of this 1059-nucleotide messenger RNA. RefSeq lists its product as uncharacterized. The record is from RefSeq and is a predicted model, not a curated record. The transcript is spliced from 2 exons. The annotation marks the transcript as partial. NCBI's taxonomy places the organism in Eukaryota, Fungi, Ascomycota, Sordariomycetes, Diaporthales, Cryphonectriaceae.
UUACACAUACCAUGUUCGUCCGCAACCGUAACAGUAAAGGUGAUCGACUCAACUACCUCGUUGUUCCUGAACCCGCCGCUGUUUUGGCAGCCCCAGAUGAAGGGAUUCGACGGUAUCGACGUACCUAUCUAUUGCUUUCUUGUUUCCAACGGCGAGCGCCACGUGCUCUUUGACCUCGGUGUUCGGAAGGACUGGGAUCAAUAUGCUCCAAAGGCCGUCGAUUUGAUCCGGCGCACAACAAGAUGCCACACACAGAAGAACGUAUCAGAAAUCUUGGACCUCCACGCGAGCCAGACCGAAAAGGGAAACCCCUCUGUUCGUAGCGAGGAUGUUGAAGCUGUGAUCUGGUCGCACCACCAUUUUGACCACAUCGGUGACCCAUCGACUUUCCCACCCUCAACAGAUCUUGUAGUCGGCCCAGGGGUUAAACAGUUCUGUUGGCCAGGUUUCCCAUCGAAUCCAGACUCGUUUGUUCUGGAUGCCGAUAUCCAAGGCCGCGAAGUGCGGGAGAUCGACUUCACGGCAAACCCUCUCAAAAUCGGCCGCUUUGACGCGUUUGAUUAUUUUGGCGACGGCUCCUUCUACCUGCUCGACAGCCCUGGGCACGCCAUUGGACAUCUUACUGCCCUCGCUCGCGUCACUACAGCCGCUGUUGGAGGACCCGACCACGACUCCUUCGUCUUUAUGGGCGCUGAUGCUUGUCACCAUCCUGGGGUCCUACGGCCAACAGAGUACCUGCCUCUACCCGCCCAUCUAUCGCCGUCCCCCAUUAGGAAAUUUGCACCGACCUGCCCGGGGGAGAUCCUACAGGGUCUUAAAGCCACCAGCGACCCUACCCAGCCCUUUUUCACUCUAUCGCCGGUUGUCUUUCCGGACCACCCGGCGGCGCUGGAAACAGUCCGCAAAAUUGCUGAGUUGGACGCCGCGGAAAACGUAUUCAUCAUUCUGGCCCAUGAUGAGUCCUUGAAGAGCCACUUAGACCUUUUUCCGAAGUCCAUAAAUGGUUGGCAGGCGAAAGGUCUGAGGUCGCGAACCCGCUGGCUCUUUUGCAAGGACUUU